AACUAACAGUUAACCUCAAUUUUAGUAUCUUAACACAAUAUGCAGGCACAUAUGCAACGAAAGGAGGUGACGAAUAACGUCUCUUCUCCUACACUAACUAUUGAAUAGUGUAGUUUUUAUCUCGAUUAUCUGUCACAUAUAGGCUAUAACUUAUUGGAUACCGAUAUAGCUUAACAUUUCACGUUUGUAGCUAUUUAAUGUUACAGUGGUUACACCGAACGUUAACGUUUACUAACUAUAGCAGCAUAGUUUAGUGAUUAAACGUUAACGCCAGCAACCAUAAUUUUCGGCCAACUGGAAAUCGGCGAGAUAUUGAUUUUUUUUUAAAUUUCAUUUAUUUAUUUAUUUAUUUUUAUUUUUGCUUUGGAUGUGGCGCCACUAAUAUUUUGGCCCCAAUGCUGAUCAUUUGAUCAUGAGGUGGGCGGAAGUUUCGUAAGCCUAUUCGUAAGCCUAUGGAAGUUUCGGUCGUCCAAUCACGCUGCGGACGACACAAGGACGAGGCAGAUCUUCUUGUAACGUUAUCGGGGAACGACGGGAGAGCUGCAAGAUGGCAAGUCCAGCGGUUGUGACACCAGAACCCUUCCUAGAUAAAACCAGCCGCUUUCAACUGGUGACCUGGCUCAACAACCUGCUGAAGACAGACUUCAAAGAUGUGCGGCAGAUUGGUUCAGGUGCGUGUCAGUGUCAGCUCAUGGACUGGGUUAUCCCUGGCUCUGUUGACAUGUCCAAGGUGAAAUUUGAUGCACAAGGUGAAGAUGACUGUAAGCACAACUUCAGUCUCCUACAUGAGGCCUUCAGCAAGAACGGCAUCACAAAGACGAUUCCAGUUGAGGAGCUCAUAAAUGGGGAUUUUAAAAGCAACUUUGAGAUCCUGAAGUGGUUCAAAGCUUUCUACGUGGCAAAUGUGAAAACUGAGGAAUACGACCCUGUGAAGGCUCGGGACAGCCAUGAUAUCAGCCCUAUUCUGGCAUCUCCCCAAUCAUGGAAGCCUAAAUUGGAAUCAGACACUGAAGAGAACGGCACUGUGACAACGACAAAAUACAUUUACACUGAAGAGUGGAAGAAUACUUUUGACUGGGCUGAAAGAAGUACUCUUGGAGAGAGCUAUACCUACUGCCGCAUUUGUGACAGAAACCUGAGCACUCUUCAUAAAGGCUUUAUUGACCUCAAGCGACAUGUGGAAACAAAAAUACACAUGAAAAGGGCUAAAAUCGCCAAGAGUGUUCGCCUGCAAAGCCAACGCUCUGAGCCGCUUCCCUGUAGCAACGCAGCUAUCCGUUUUAUUCACAAACACUUUAAGCAUGGCUCCAGUGAUGGCAGGCAGGUGUCUAGUUAUUUUGCACGCUGUAAACUGGGGUUGCAGUACCCCAAAGAUAUUACAUCUGUUUGCCAACAUACUCCUUACUGCGUAUACAUUUAUGAAGGGGUAACACUGGGCAAGGAUGAGACUGCCUCUGUGGUGCUUGCUGGGUUUUUUGAUGUCGAAGCCUCCAAGCACCGCAUCCGAUUUCUGGAUGCUCUUCAGUCUCCAGCAGAUAAUGGAGGAGAUCAAACGGCGGCGGCAGUGGUGGAAACCUUGAAGAAAUUUGAGUUACCAACGGAUAAUCUUGUCACUGUUUAUUCUGACAGUAAAAGUGCAGCCUCACAGCAGAUCUGCUCGCAGCUCAGGGAGCUCAACCCGAACAUAGUAGCCUUAGGGGGGCUGUACAACAUUGGUGAUGCUGCUUGCCAUGCUGGGGUUAAAAGACUCUCCAACCAGGCUCAAGAGUUGAUGGUAGACAUCCAUGCCCACUACUCCUCCUGCUCUACCAAGAAUGACAACCUCAAGGCUCUUUUUGACUCAGAUAUCACCGGAGAAAAUGCAUCAUUUCCUCUCAACACCAGCUGCCUUAAUUUUUGCCAGUUAGUCACAAAAAUCUUAGAAAUAUGGACAGAUCUUAUAUUGUACUUUAGCUCUUGCGACAAGGAAGAUGACAAAGCCAAGUUAAUCUGCUCCCAGCUGCAGGAUCCCAAAGUCAGGGCAACAUUUAUGUUCCUGGAGCAGGCCCUAAAGCCUCUGCACAAUUUCCAAAGGCACAUGCAGACACACGAGGGAGCUGCCCGAGCUGAUUUGCCGCUCAUCCUAGAAGAAGCCAGUAGCCUGCUGUGGACCUACACCUCCUCCUUCCUUCAUCCUGAAGCUGCUGUUCGCUUCCUCAAAGAACGUGAUGCCCAAAUCCUUAAUAACAAGAAAUUCCACCUGUCAAGCUCUGAACUCAGUCUGGGUGGGAAAGCUGCAGAAGACUUCCUGAAUGAGUCUAAAGCUGCAGAAGUGCUGCCACAUUUACAAGAGGAGGUGUUGCCGUUCUACAUUGCGCUCGCAGGUAGCAUUGCAGAAGAGCUGCCUCUAAGUGAGGAGGUGCUAAGAGGCUUGGCUCAGCUGCUAAACCCCCAGAGCAGGCUGAAAGUAACAGGGGAAGCAGUAGGAGAGCUUGGCAUUACAUUGGGAAUCUGCAGCUCCCCUGAGGAGGUCAAGCAGCUCACUAGUGAAUUCGUCGAGUAUCAGCUGGCUGAGGAGGGAGAAAAGGAAAAGUCAGCAGUAGUUUCACUGGAGAAACACUGGGCCAACGUACUGAAGGAAACCAAACCAACCUCAAUCCUCAGGAAGCUUGUUUUUACCCUGUUGUGCCUCCCCUGUCCUCCACUUGAUGCUCAGCUGGUGUUUUCUCAGGCCUUGGAGAAUGGUGAUGCCACAUUGUCUGACAGUGAAGCCUUAACAGAAAGCGAGAGUGACAUCACGUCUGAUAGCACUCUCUCCGACAGCAUCAGCAACAAGGAGUCCUCAAUUAAGACUGAAGGAUUCAAUGGCCUUGAUGUGACCUUGAAGCCAUGUAAAGUCCGCCUUACAAAAUUAAAUGAUCCAAAGAGUUAUCAUUAUGAAGAGAAUGGCUCCUUAUUGAAAGAGGGGACCAUUAGGGGAGGUUUUGGCUGGGAAAGCAGCUUGCGCCAGACGCCACAGGCCCGUACAGUGUUUCAGGCUGGCCGUAGCACCUGGUGCAAACCCAUAGCUCUUGAUAAGGGUCCGGAGUCCCGUGAUGAGGUGGAGGAAGAGACAUCACCAUCCAGUAAACCCACACCAAGAGGACGACGGAAACAUGCCUACCAGGACGGUAAAGGGUUUCUGACAGGAGAGCUGGUGUGGGGGAAAGUGAAGGGGUUUUCCUGGUGGCCUGGGAUGGUGAUGCCGUGGAAAACCAAGUCAGCUCCUCCGGGUAUGCGGAGGGUGGAGUGGUUCGGCGACGGGAUGUUCUCAGAGAUCUAUACGGAGGGUCUGCUGCCAUUUAGUACCUUUACAAAGUGCUUCUGCAGAAACUCCUUCGCCAGCCUGCCUCUCUAUAAGGAGGCCAUCUUCCAGAUCAUCGAGCUGGCAGGCGAGCGUUGUGUGAAGUCUUUUGCUGCGGCUGAAGGAAACAAAGAAAAAGAGCUCAAGCUGAUGCUUGACUGGGCCUUUGAAGGAUUUCUGCCUACAGGACCGGAGGGAUUCAUACCUCUUGAUUCUGCUGCACAUGUUGACUCCUCCGACUCCGCCCCGUCCGAGUACCAGCCCCCAGCAAAAAGGAAAUAUGUUUUUAAAAAUAAGGCCAACGCUUCCAUCGUCACCUGCAGCAGAGAAUCGAUAAUAGAAAAGCUCAAGGAGAAGGGAAAAAAAAUCGAAAAUUUUUGUUUGUCUUGUGGCACAUCUGAGAUUGAAGUGCAGCACCCGUUGUUUGAAGGUGGUCUUUGUCUAAAAUGCAAGGAGAACUUCACAGAGACCCUGUAUCGCUACGAUGAAGAUGGCUACCAGUCGUACUGCACGGUGUGCUGCGCAGGCUUAGAGGUCAUUCUGUGUGGCAAUGCCAGUUGCUGCAGAUGUUUCUGUAAGGACUGUCUGGACAUCCUGGUGGGUCCGGGAACCUUUGACAAGCUGAAAGACGUCGAUCCAUGGAGCUGCUACAUGUGCAAACCGUCACAGUGCAAAGGAAACCUCAAACUCAGACCAGACUGGAGCGUUAAGGUCCAAGACUUCUUUGUCAACAACAGUGCCAUGGAGUUUGAGCCUCACAGAGUUUAUCCCUCCAUCCCUGCCGAUAAGCGCAGACCAAUCAAGGUGCUCUCGCUCUUCGAUGGUAUUGCAACAGGAUACCUGGUGCUCAGAGAUUUGGGCUUCAAGAUUGAGCGCUACAUCGCUUCAGAAAUCUGUGAGGAUUCGAUCACUGUGGGGAUGGUCAAGCACGAUGGAAAGAUAGAAUACGUCAAUGACGUUCGCACCAUCACGAGGAAACAUCUGGCUGAAUGGGGUCCCUUUGAUCUUCUGAUUGGAGGCAGUCCGUGUAACGACCUGUCGAUGGUCAACCCUCUUCGGAAAGGAUUAUUUGAGGGCACUGGAAGGCUCUUUUUCGAGUACUACCGCAUAUUGACCUUGUUGAAGCCGAAGGAGGACGACGACCGUCCCUUUUUCUGGUUGUUUGAGAACGUGGUUUUCAUGAGCGCCAAUGAUAAAUCAGAUAUCUGUAGAUUCCUUGAGUGUAAUCCAAUUCUUAUUGAUGCAGUGAAAGUCAGUCCUGCUCACAGAGCGCGCUACUUCUGGGGAAACCUCCCUGGCAUGAACAGACCUCUCGCUACAUCUCUAGACGACAAAGUGGCUCUCCAGGAUUGUUUGGAAGUCGGACGCAAGGCGAAGUUUGAUAAAGUCCGCACCAUAACAACAAAGUCAAACUCCAUAAGGCAGGGGAAGAUGGGGCCGCUACCCGUCUGCAUGAACGGCAAAGAUGACUACCUGUGGUGCACCGAAAUGGAACAGAUCUUUGGCUUCCCCAAACACUACACAGAUGUGAACAACAUGGGCCGGAUGCAGAGGCAGAAAGUCUUGGGUCGCUCCUGGAGUGUCCCUGUUAUUCGUCACCUCUUCGCCCCACUGAAGGACUAUUUUGAAUGUGAAUAGUAACUGUGAGGAAGGUCUUUAUAUCAGAGCUGCAGCGGUAAAUCCACUGCUGUAUCCUGCCCUGCAUUACUAAGUAGUUUAAGCUCUCCUGUCUCUUUCUGAAAGACCUAAUUUAACAUUCACUAUUUUGACUUUGAGAAAUGUUUGCCUUCAAUCCUCUGAGAUGUCUGUCAUCCAUGAUCCACUAUCACCAGCGAGCAACUGACACUUUUCAGGUUUCCUUCAUCGUGGACGAGGUUUCCUUUGAUGAACGACGGUGCUGUGAUCAAACAGUAAGAACGCGGGCCUGUCUCUCGAAGCGAGAUUAGUGGGUCACCCAGCUAUCUUUGGGCUUUACUCGGGUUUUCCGGGAUCACAGAGCUGGCUCACUGUUAACACGGUUAGAUCACAAUAUGCUGCAGGAUUAACGUGCUUCAGUCAGACAGAAUCAAAACCUGUUAACAAGCCCACCGACUAACCAAUCAGAUCACUGGAGUUUACGACGACAUGACAAGAAAGAACAAUAGAGACAUUUUAAACGAUAAUUAUAUCAUGUUUGCACAACUAGAUGUUCGAUAUGGGUUUAAAACUGAAUUUUAGGUAAACAGAUGGAUUUUUAACCACACUGACGACCCAAUAAAUAGCUUCAUAUCAUUCAUUUAUAUUCAUAUCCAGGAUUACCAGUAUUCAGUUCCAGUGAAACCAGGUAAACCAGAGAGAGCCGUCAGACCUGGCUUCAAGACACAGGCCCUCUACCUCAGGUCUCUACCUCAACACUGGUUAAUUGGUUAAAAAAAAUCAGCAGUUACACUUUUUUUAUCCUGUAUUUAAUUUAUAAAUAUGAAAAAUGUUAACUUUGUUUUCUUAUAAUCUGUAUUUUAUAUUGUUUUAUAAUCUUUUUUUUUUUUUUUAGUGUGAUCUAAUUAUGUUCAUCGUUAGCUAUGUUGAAUUUUUAUCUUUUUUACCUCCUAUGUGAAAAGUUUUAGAUAAUUAAUCAACCAGCCUUUUUUUUUUUUUACUCUGUUUACUAAAACGUUUUUAUCCAAAUGAAAUAAUCUCACUAUGGUGCACCAGUGAUUUUGUCCAAAAUUACCUCACUGGGUUUGCAUUUGUGCUAUAACAUGUUAUCUAUUUCAAGGACUGUUAUUUAUACAUGCCCAAAAAAAUAUUUUGUGUCGGCUUAUUGAGGCCAAACUCAUAUGACUGUUAUCAAUAUUUCAACUGGAGUGUUUUAAAUAUGACUGUAGUUAAGUCGUCAGUUACUGUAAACUUUCAUUACAAUACCGCAGAGGUCAGACUUCAGCAUUAUUCACAGCGUCUUCCGAUGAAGGAGCUGUGUGCCUUAAAGGACCGUAACACUGGUUUUGCACUUUUGAUCCCUUUUUUAAUAAGAGAGCGUGAAAACAUUAUAAACAAGACGAGCCGACCGUAUUUCACAGCGUCCUUCGAGACACGUCACUUUGUUAAAAUACAAAAGUUAAAAGACCUUUAUCAUUAUGACCAUGGUCUUCCUCAGGGUCAAACAAUAAUAUGCACAGAGAAAUGAAUACUGUAAGAACACGUUUCAAUCACGUGGGAAUUUGUGCAGCCAUUUUAAUUAAAAAUAAUAGUUUUUUUUUUUAAUUAUUAAAGAAAUAAUGAAAA
Thunnus maccoyii (southern bluefin tuna) is the source of this 6583-nucleotide messenger RNA. RefSeq names its product DNA (cytosine-5-)-methyltransferase 3 beta, duplicate a (gene dnmt3ba). Bases 548 to 4960 code for a protein of 1470 amino acids. The record is from RefSeq and is a predicted model, not a curated record. Gene Ontology annotation, biological process: negative regulation of transcription by RNA polymerase II. Gene Ontology annotation, molecular function: DNA (cytosine-5-)-methyltransferase activity, acting on CpG substrates; DNA binding; protein binding. The transcript is spliced from 26 exons. Gene Ontology annotation, cellular component: nucleus. NCBI's taxonomy places the organism in Eukaryota, Metazoa, Chordata, Actinopteri, Scombriformes, Scombridae.